AUGCCUUCAGCUCAAGGUCCUUCUGCUGUCCAACUUGGCUCCCUACUCAUCUCCCCACCCCUCAUCAAUUCUUCCUGCCCGUGGGCCUCCUCCCUCGCCCAACUCACUGAACUCUACGAAUGCCCCUAUACCGGCGCCGUCACGAUCAGGACUUCCACACCGCAUGGCUUUCAAGAGGACUCGAGUCACUCGCACACUCUCUUCGGGGAGAGUUCGAUCAAUAGUUAUGGAUUCUCACCCGUGUCGGUUGGGCAAUACUUGAUCUGGAUCGAGAUGAUUCACGAUAUGUCUACGAAGCGAAAGCCUUGGCUCAUCUCAAUCGGUGGCCCUGAAACAGAUCUGGAGUAUUGCUUCGAACACAUUUCCUGUCUCCUCUCCCGCCGGCCCGAUAUUCCUAUCGGAAUCGAGCUUAACUUGUCAUGCCCGAACAUCCCAUCGCAUCCCCCACCAGCAUAUUCCGGUCUCGAACUCGCAGCGAUUUGCGAACUUGUGUCGAGUUGGAAGGAGCGCCAAAAGGGAAUAACGGUGGGAAUCAAGAUUCCGCCGUAUACACAUUCCGGGAUGUAUGAUACACUAUUCUCUGCACUCCUCGGUGCAGCUGCCGGUACUAUUGAUUACGUGGCUGCAACGAAUACACUUGGGAACUCUAUCCUGCCAUCCAGUAUCGAUACCACUCUACCGUCCGGUAAGGGUGAGGGGCCAGUUUUCAUGGGCGGAAUGGCUGGGUCUGCACUUCACCCACUUUCGCUAGGUGUCGUGCGAAACCUACGGACGAGGCUACGUGAACAGGAGUAUAACGGUGGGCAUUUGAGGAAUAUCAAGAUCAUCGGAAUUGGAGGAGUAAGUGAUCGGGAGGGGUUUGAGAGGAUGAGGUAUGUUGGAGCUGAUGUGGUUGCUGUUGCGACGGCGUUGGGCAGGGAGGGCGUCGAUGUGUUUCAGAAGGUCUUGGAGGGUCAGAUUUCGAAAGACGGGAAGUAA
This is a messenger RNA of Saitoella complicata NRRL Y-17804, 978 nucleotides long. Its product is annotated as FMN-linked oxidoreductase. The coding region runs from base 1 to 978 and encodes 325 amino acids. Gene Ontology annotation, biological process: UMP biosynthetic process; 'de novo' pyrimidine nucleobase biosynthetic process. The transcript has a single exon. Gene Ontology annotation, cellular component: cytoplasm. Lineage: Eukaryota; Fungi; Ascomycota; Saitoellomycetes; Saitoellales; Saitoellaceae. Gene Ontology annotation, molecular function: dihydroorotate dehydrogenase activity. The record is from RefSeq and is a predicted model, not a curated record.